UUAUUUUCGCCCAAUCUUCCAAGUCCAAACUUUUUUGAAUUUUUUUCAGUUUUACUUAAGCUUUCAGUUAGAACUAAACGCUUCUCCACGUGUUGGGUGUUUGACAGUAUAAAUACUUGUUAAAAUGGAAGAACAGAAAGACAGUUCUGAUAAAAUUACUUUCAAAGUGAAGCAUUUGGAUAAAUACCAUGAUAUAGUUAUUGAUGCCAGAUAUGAAUCCAAAGACCAACACCAACAAAUAUUUGAACAGUUGGAAUCAAUAACAGGAGUGCCUAGUAGAUAUACAACGGAUUUUUCCAUACUUAGAAACAUGAACCCUUCCGAUGUUAAUAAUGCUAAUCGACGUGUGAUGUCUUUUUACAACCAAAAAGCCUACGUUCCUGAUUCACUUUCAAGGUACUCUGCACGAAACAAUAUCUUCAGUCUAAAUAUUCGUGAUGGUGAGCGGUUUCAUCUCCAAUCUUAUGUUCAUUAUGAGCAUUGGAUUACCAAACGUAUAAGUAUGCGUUAUGAGCUAGUGGAAGAAAGAGACGUACCUGAAGUAGGCUGCAUUCAAACUUACUGUCACUCUAGAUGCACUGCGAGUUUCUUUAAAAGGUUGAAAGAUCUCGUUAAUAAUGAUGCAAUGAAUGCAAAAAUUACUCAACUUGUCCAACCACUAUUGGAAUCAGAUAUGGAAGCGUUCAAGAUUUUCAUGGAGUUUAAUGUUAGGCAAAAUUUUUAUCCACCUUGUGUUUGGAGGACACGGACGCUUGCAGAGACUGGUUAUACAUACCAAUUUGAUUAUUAUCUAAGAACUCGAGGUUAAACUCGCAUGCCCAUUGGUAAAUGAGCCUUGUUUCAAUUUCACUCAAUGAACUAAGUUUAGAAUUAAAAUUCGACAAUUUCUGAUAGACAUUCAUUAGAGUUGGACAAAUCAGGACAUUCAAUCGGA
This is a messenger RNA of Tetranychus urticae (two-spotted spider mite), 934 nucleotides long. NCBI's taxonomy places the organism in Eukaryota, Metazoa, Arthropoda, Arachnida, Trombidiformes, Tetranychidae. The record is from RefSeq and is a predicted model, not a curated record.